Molecule: messenger RNA, 858 nt
Organism: Leptopilina boulardi
Lineage: Eukaryota; Metazoa; Arthropoda; Insecta; Hymenoptera; Figitidae
Exons: 4
Coding region: 24-719 (231 amino acids)
Source: RefSeq, a predicted model, not a curated record
GGUAAACAGAAACAAAGUGGCUUAUGUUCCUUGAAUCAAUUUUGUCAACUUCUUUUCUUUUGCUUGCAUCUGGUUCUAGUAUUUACGUUUUAGGAAAAAAUUGUCAUGAUCAAUAUUCUACUGUCAAACCUUUUUUUAUAUCUGCGUCAAUUGGUAUUUUUGGAUUUUGUGUUAGAUCAUUAAGUUCAUUAAUUUACAAUUUAUUUUUCCGAAUCUAUCCAAUUGAUCCUCAAGAAAUAGAAGAUGAAUGGAAGAAAAAAGAGGAAUUGAAGAAAAGACCUUUUCGAAAUUAUUCAAUAUUUUAUCGAUUUUCCUCGACACUCGCUCAAGGUGGAUUAAUUUAUGCCGUUUUCAAUUAUCAUAAAUGUGAAAUUUUUGAAACUUUUGUUUUGUCAUUGACAAUUGUUGAAUUUAUUUGUGCCUUAGAGGCUAGAAAAUAUAAUCAAGAAAAUACGGAGGUGCAAAGUUUCUUUGAAAUUUUCGCUAAAAAUAUAGAUAAUUCACUUGAUUUUUAUUGGAUUUUCAUUGGAGGAUAUUUUGGCUGGUUUAAAAGAAACUCAUUCUGCAUACUGGCUUUUUUGCCUUAUACUAUUUCCAUCUUAACUUUGACUUCUGAUGAAUUUGAUAAGAAUCCAAAUAUUCAAAUUGGUUUCAAUGAUUAUAUGACCACAGCAUAUAUUCUUCUUAUGACUGAAGCUAUUCGAUAUUUUCCAGAAUAAUACGAAAAAUUUAGUAAAUCACUCAAGUAAUAUUAAUUGUGAUAAUAAAUAUAUAUUUUCAGAAUUAAUAGUCAUUUUAUUUAAAGGAAUUAGAUUAUGAAUAAUUAAAUAAGAGAAUAAAAUUAAAUUGACAAAUUGU